AUGUUUUACGUGCGCUCUAUCAGAAAUAUCGGUAGAUCCUGGAGCAUCAGCAGCAGCCGAAACUUCUCGCAAAGUAGCAUCCGAGCAGGCUCUCAUCAAUUAGUGAAAAUUGUACCGUACGAUCGAUCGCAGAUAUAUUCGGUAAUCGUCGAUGUAAAGUCGUACCCUGAAUUCAUACCCUACUGUCUCUCCACGAGAAUCAUCGAGCCGUCCACCGCCCAGGACCAGAACCAGGUCAAUUUGGCUGCUAGUCAUGAAGAAUCUGGAAACGCAUUCGAGGAACAUGAAUUCGAGGUGUUCACUCGGAUCGGCUACAAGGGAUUCGAAACUGACUACCAUAGCCGGGUGAUCUGCCAACCAUUCGACUCGGUACAAGUCAUUGCAAAGCCUUCAACCACCUUCACAAAACUAACCACCACCUGGAAGCUCUCUGAUCAUCCCUCAUCAUCCGGAUCGUCAUCUUCCGAUAGACUCACCCGAGUCCAACUAGAUCUCUCUUUCAAGUUCAAGAACCCGAUCCAUGAGUACCUGCUGACUGACGAGCGGAUCUGGAACAAAUUCAGUGGGAUGGUGAUCAAAUCGUUUGAAGAUCGAUUGGCUUCUCUUUAG
Messenger RNA from Puccinia triticina, 609 nucleotides. RefSeq lists its product as uncharacterized. Bases 1 to 609 code for a protein of 202 amino acids. Gene Ontology annotation, biological process: cellular respiration; ubiquinone biosynthetic process. Gene Ontology annotation, cellular component: mitochondrion. The record is from RefSeq and is a predicted model, not a curated record. The transcript has 3 exons. NCBI's taxonomy places the organism in Eukaryota, Fungi, Basidiomycota, Pucciniomycetes, Pucciniales, Pucciniaceae. Gene Ontology annotation, molecular function: ubiquinone binding.